Messenger RNA from Hymenoscyphus albidus, 1626 nucleotides. Lineage: Eukaryota; Fungi; Ascomycota; Leotiomycetes; Helotiales; Helotiaceae. The record is from the annotation of a GenBank genome assembly.
CAAACUCUAGAUUUACCAAUCUCCACAACAUCAACAUGGUAUCUAAAUUAGAUGAAAAGACUCUGGACGAGGCUUUUCAAAGCCGACCAGAUCUUCGACAAGCCAUUCGACUCGCAGCAGGUAAGUCUACUAUAUCUCCAGCCUUGUCGCAACAUCUUCAGGCGCAGAAGUAUGCAUAUUUCAAGCAAAGCGGAAAUUAACUUCUUCUUUUCUGCAGUGGGAGAUAACUAUAUCGAAUUAUUCAAUCAAAUUUCCAUUUACGUAUCCAGCCUUAAUUCGGCAUCCUCAGAACCCGCAUCCAAAAAACGUCGUUUAGAUGAGGGAAUCGCAUCAAGACCAGCGGCAAAUGGCACGUCCAAUGGAAUCGCCCCAGCGACGAGCAGUGAUAAAGUUCUGCUAGAAAUCAAAGAAAUAUCUGUAGUCGUUCCCCAGCGCAAAAAAUAUACUUUAUGUUUCACAUCUACACACCUAUACGCUCGUCUGCCAAAUUCCCCAGAACCAGUUGAGGGCAUAAGCUAUGUAUGGAAGGAUAUUGGUAUGAUCCUUAGUCUUUGCCUUUACUUUUAAAGGAUGUAUGCUAAUUGCUGAAAUCAAGAAUACGCAUUCUGUCUCCCAGUCCCUGAAAAGACCCAGAAACAGUAUAAUUACGUCUUCUUCCUUCGAUCUUCAAACAUCACACCUUCAAAGCCGUCCUCGGGCAGCUCUCCCGCUGUCGAACCCCUCGUCUUCACAAUCGCCGACAGCGCACCCAAAGCAGGCACAAUCGGUGGUUCAGAAGCAACAGCCGCAUUAACAGUAUCAGAUGAUUACAAGUCUCUCUUCGAUUGGGUAAUAUCUACACGAUUAAAGGCCGUCGGACGAUCGAAUCUAAAAAUCAUACAAGCAGACUCGAAAUUAUUCUCUUCAGAACAGAGACAACCUCAUAGACCGGGUGAAAAGGCCGUGUUUGUCAAGGCAUUCCGCGGUUCAAAGGAUGGAUACCUCUUCUUCCUUCCCGUAGGAAUUCUCUGGGCCUUCAAGAAACCCCUUCAAUUCCUGCCACAUGAACGUAUCCAAGCAGUGAGCUACACAAACGUCCUGCAACGCACAUUCAACCUCAACAUCGAAGUUGAUAUGAGUUCCUCCACCGCGGACGGAACCGUAGAAGACAGCCAAGAGGAAUUCGAAUUCAGUAUGCUCGACCAAGUUGACUUUGAUGGAAUCGAUACGUUCAUUAAACGCCAUGGACUACAGGACAAGAGUAUGGCUGAGCAGAGGAAGGCCAAGAGGUUGAAUGUCAAUGUUGUGAAGGACGAGGAGGGAAACGUGGUCGGUAAUGCGGAAGCAGGAGAGUUGGAAAAAGCCGCCGCGGAGGCUGAACAGGCUGCGAUGGAUGAAGAAGAUGAGGAUGAGGAAGAUUACGAUCCUGGUAGUGAGGGGGAGAGUGAGGGUUCUGGGACGAGUAGUGAGGAGGAAGAUGAGGAUGGGGAAGGGGGUGGUGAGGACGACGAUGACGAUGACGAUGAGGAAGAUGAAUUGUGAUUUUGAGGGACAUUUUGGGGUUGCAAAAAGUACGGUACAUUAGCACGGGUUUUAUGAGCUUUAUGACUUCAACUUAUAGGGGCGCACAGGCGUUGAGAUCCCAGA